Messenger RNA from Solea solea (common sole), 1606 nucleotides. RefSeq names its product FUN14 domain-containing protein 1. Lineage: Eukaryota; Metazoa; Chordata; Actinopteri; Pleuronectiformes; Soleidae. The transcript has 5 exons. The record is from RefSeq and is a predicted model, not a curated record. The coding region runs from base 245 to 727 and encodes 160 amino acids. Gene Ontology annotation, cellular component: mitochondrial outer membrane. Gene Ontology annotation, biological process: autophagy of mitochondrion.
AUGCAUCAUCCCUGCCCGCUAUUAUUUUGCACCAUUUCCGCUUCUGUGGAGUGUUAUCACAACUCUGCGACUUCGUCCUCUCACGGAGGGGAAAGUCGCAGCAUCUCAGUGACAAAAGUUGACAAAUUAAUGAGUCCAAUCAAGCGAAAUCAGAGCAAUUUCAACUGACGUGGCAGGGCAUCAUUUACAAGUGGGCGUGGCCUAGUAUUGUCAACAUCCUGGUGACAUAACUGGCUUCUCCAAAAUGGCGACGACGGAUCACAGAGAGGCAGGUCAGGAAGACCCAGAGAGUGAAGAUGAGGUUUAUGAAGUCGUGGACCUGACAGAAUACGCCCGGAGACACCAGUGGUGGAGCAGAGUGUUCGGGAGCAACUCGGGCCCGAUCGCUGAGAAAUAUUCCGUGGCCACGCAGCUCGUGAUGGGCGGGGUGACUGGAUGGUGUGCUGGUUACCUCUUCCAGAGAGUUGGGAAAAUCGCUGCCACUGCUGUGGGUGGAGGUUUCCUCCUUUUACAGAUUGCCAACCACAGUGGCUACGUGCAGGUGGACUGGAAGAAGGUGGAGAAAGACGUGAAUAAAGCGAAGAAGCACCUGAAGAAGAGAGCGAACAAAGCAGCGCCUGAAAUCAACACAUUUAUUGAGGAGGUAAAGGCCACAGACUUCGUAAAGAGGAACAUCGUCGUGUCCAGUGGCUUCGUUGGUGGCUUCUUUCUGGGUUUGGUGUCUUGAAGGUGCAGCGCGCGCCGUGCCCUGCGUUUACUGUGAAUCACAACACUACCAUAGAUCACUUUAUCUCUCCAGGGCCCUUUUUACUCAUGCGGAUUUUGAACAUUUAAGCAUGAUCUGUUGUGACAGUGGUUUUUAAAUGUCUUAACCGGAAAAAGGGUUCUCUGAUUGUACUGUAAAGCUGAAUAUGUCGAGUUGCCACAAAUUUAACACAGAUAUGAGCUUUUACCCUGUUGAAAAUCCCUUUUUCCAGAGCUGUAAAUACCCACAUAGAAGGAAAUAUUGUAUAAAAAUAACAGCAGCUAAGGCACCGAUUGCUGUUUAUUUUUCCAUGUUGCCAUGAGUUCCAUGUGCCAUUCACAUCUGUCAACAAACACUUGUGCGGUGGUGUUUUUGAAGCAGGAGCUCUCACAGAUUAUACAACACAUAUCAGAUGAAUUAAUUGCGACUUUUCAGCGCGAGGACGAGCGUCGUCUGCUGUACUGUAAUUACUACCAUCACAAGCCCCGAUGCUAAGAGACACCAGUCCCUGUCAUUAAAGAGCAUAAUGAGCAGAGACGGUGACUCCUACGCUCCUCUGUGUCAGUGUAGCAAUAACACAACAGCGACGACGCUGCUGCUGCUGCUGCUGCUGGUGAUAGUGAUGAUGAUGAUGAUGAUUGUGUAUUAUCUGGUUAAAUAUACACACGUGCUGUGAAUUUGCUCAUUUUGUUUUCGCCUCUUUUCUUUCCUCCAGUGCAGUAUACAGUUGAUAUUUCAGGUGCAAGUUUAUUGUUAUGUUCUCUCACUCCUUCAUUGUUGUUUUGAUAACUUUAUUUUGCACUGUUUGAAUUUCAUUGUGUCAUUUGAAAUAAAGUUGCCUACGUUUGUUUUAAAACCGGA